AUGGUCCCAACACUCUGCAUCAAAGGCCAGUUCAUUGACAUGAUCUGUAAAGGAUCGCACCCGCUCCUGGAGCAGGUGCCGCUCACCGUCUCGCCCUUCGUCAAUCUUCCAUCUGCCACCACAUUGCCAUAUACGUACAAACCCAUGCCCUCGACGCUCCCGCCCUCGGCCACCGGCAUGCAAGCCUCCGCAGCGCCGUCGGACGAGCACGACCCAGCAACAGCCAAGCCCAAGUACGUCGUGUCGGCAUCCGGGCACGCCGCGCACCCGGACGACAUCAUCGCCUCGUGCCGCGCCCUCCAAGCGCACAUAUCCCGCCUCCAGACCGAUGCGCGCACCGAGCUCGAGGCCCUGGAGGCGCGCAUCCGCGAGAGAGAGCUGGCCGAGAAGCGCCGCGUUGCGCCGGGGUGGCUCGACAGCGAUGCGCGGCUCCUGCAGCCCGAGCGCGAGGGCGGUGGCGGCGUUGGCGCCGCGGCGGAUGGACUGGCCAGCAUGAGCAUCGCAGAAGUCGGGCCCGGCCCCGCUGACCACCCUGGGCCGAGCGAGAUGGCUGCGCCGGAUCCAGGGGAGGAACUGGACCGGGUGUUUGGCGUGGCUGGUGGAUCAGGGUCCGGCGCAGCAAGGUAA
This is a messenger RNA of Thyridium curvatum, 627 nucleotides long. RefSeq lists its product as uncharacterized. The record is from RefSeq and is a predicted model, not a curated record. Bases 1 to 627 code for a protein of 208 amino acids. Lineage: Eukaryota; Fungi; Ascomycota; Sordariomycetes; Thyridiales; Thyridiaceae. The transcript has a single exon.